UCGUGCGACAUGCGCACUUCCUUCUUUCUGUUUUGAAAUACAUUCAAACGAACAGAUUACAAUCAGUUUGUCGUGGUAUUAGGAAAAGAAUGGCCAAUGCAAGUUUAACCAAAGUAAAUGAGCAGUACUGGGCUUCAGUUCAGGGCAAGGUUAAAGAUUGGAUUCAAAAAACUGAUGCCACUGUAUUAGUAUUAUACAUACCGCAGCCAACAAAGCGGAAUCCCAUCCCUACUUUAAAGUUUGAAGGGUCAAGAAAGCUGAAAGCUGUGGUUGAGUCAGAAGAAGUAAGGAUUGCCAUCAGCACUGCUUGCAGUGGUCCUCCCCCUCCUGUGAAGUCAAUUAAAGAUGAAAUGGAGAACAUCAUCAUUCAACCUUGGACCAUGCAAGUAAAGAGGUGUAUAAUCUCUAACUUGGUUAGGCAGUACAUGGAAUUGAAGUAUGGUAGGAAGAGGGACAUUUGGGGUUAUCCUUCCCUUAAACCAGAGUGGUGGCCUGAUGACAUCGAGUACAUUUCUCCAAAUGAAAGACGGACUGUCGACAAACCAUUGAGUAAUAUUAGCAUGGAUCAGAUUCUUGAUUCAUAUGUAGAGUGGAAGAAUUCUAAUGGUAGCAGGAGAAAGGAUUUUGAAGAAGGAAGUGGAGAGGUAUUGGAGGAGGUAAGUGGCAAUGAGGAAGUCAUGCCAAGUGUUUCAGUUGAAACACCUGGUAUGAAUUCCUCUCUGCCUAUUUCUCCAACACUGAGUGUUGGAGGUUUCUUUUCAGGUGGGACAGGGAGUAUUGAGACUGAAAUGGAGAGGACACACGAACCAGGCAACCAGCUAAUAUCAGAGGAGGUAAGUGGCAGUGAGGAAGUCAUGCCAAGUGUUUCAAAUGAAAAACCUGGUAUGAAUUCUUCUCUGCCUACCUCUCCAACAUUGAGUGUUGGAGAGGGUUUCUUUUCAGGUGGGACAGAGAGCAAAGAAAAUGAAGCAUGUCAGAUGGAGAUGGAAGUGGAAGAGAUGGGUCUGCCAGAGAGGACAGACAUGGAUGAAACAGCUAUGCCAGAUGGGAACAUAAAUGACAUGGGCAGCACAGAAAAUACCAAUGUGCAAAGUCUGUUGAAAGUUGGCUGGGAUGAUGUUGUUCUAACUAAAUAUAUCUACAAGAUUUGGUCUAAACAGAGAAAUGAUAGUGUUGAGCCAUUUCUGCUGUCUAAAACCUGUGGUGUGAGCAUUAACAACAGGUCACUCAUUAGUGCAAAAAGUUUGAUCACAGAUGAAAUAAUUGAUGCUUAUCUUGGGAUUAUUUGUGGUCUAAGCAACAACUUCUUUUAUGUGCCAUGCAGUGUUAUAUCCAUGAUUUUUCAUCCUCGACAUCAAAACGAAGUUUCAGAUGUCCUUAAUGAGAACAAAGGAAAAGUGUUGCUGGCUAUUGUAAAUAGGAGAGAAAUUCACUGGAUUUUGUUGGUUAUUGAUCAACGGAACAAAUCUCUGUUAAUAAUUGAUCCAAUGGGAGAGACCAAAACAACAUGCCAGUUGAUUUUUAAAUUAUGGAUCAAUUACUUGACACAAAGAGGACAUGAUGCCGAAGGAUGGAAAAUCGAUACUAUCCACCACUCAAAGCAACAGGACAGUGUUUCUUGUGGAGUUUACUGCAUGAAGUUUGCAGAGGGAAUUGUUCUAAAUACAUCUUUACAUCUCACAACUCAGAAGGACACUGUGCAGGAAAUCAGGUGCAACAUUAUGAAGACCAUCAUAAAUAAUCAAGAUGAGGACACUAAAAAUUUCUGCAGACGUUGCUUCCGGCAUGAACCCCCAAACAGCAAAGUUAAAAGAAUCAAGUGGGUUCAAUGUGAUGGAUGUGCCAUUUCUUGGUAUCACACUGUGUGUUUGAAUUUAAAACAAGUCAGAGAAUCAACUUUUGUUUUGUGUGAUGUUUGCAAAAUGUCUGAGUAGGUGUUGUAAUUGUCAGUUAAAAAUGUGUACAUUGAGUCUGUCUGAAAUUAAAGUAUUUUGACCGGAUCAGAUUAUGCAAUCUGUUUUCAUGUAAAAUAUCCUGUUUCAGAGAAGUCAGAUUUUGUGUCUCACCAAACAUAGAUUUUUUUUUUCAACUUUCAGUCAUAAUUCCCUGUGUAAGAGGGAAG
Molecule: messenger RNA, 2122 nt
Organism: Saccostrea echinata
Lineage: Eukaryota; Metazoa; Mollusca; Bivalvia; Ostreida; Ostreidae
Exons: 18
Coding region: 90-1934 (614 amino acids)
Biological process (GO): protein desumoylation
Cellular component (GO): nucleus
Molecular function (GO): deSUMOylase activity
Source: RefSeq, a predicted model, not a curated record